This is a messenger RNA of Dentiscutata erythropus, 592 nucleotides long. Lineage: Eukaryota; Fungi; Glomeromycota; Glomeromycetes; Diversisporales; Gigasporaceae. The record is from the annotation of a GenBank genome assembly.
UGAUACGACUACUAAUGUCAAUCACACCAUUUCCGAAAUAGCGAAUUGGACUAAUGAAGAUUUCAUGGAAUUAGAACGUAUAUUACACAAUUGCAUUCCUUUAAUUAGAUUUUUUCAAAUUUCUUCAAGUGAAUUUUAUGACAAAGUUUGGCCUUUUAAUAAGAUCUUACCUGAAAAUUUUAAAGAAGAUAUUAUUCGCUAUCAUUUCAAGAGGAAUGCUGUUAUAACUAGUUCCAAUGGUUUGUCAGCCCAAUCACUAAUACCAAAAUAUGCAUUACCGCCAAGAAUAAUUCCAUUUGAUUCAGCUUUAAUCAAAGCUGAACAUGUGGCUAAACUUUGUGAUUGGAUAGACCGUAAAGACGGUAAUCUAAAUGAUGCCAAGUUGAGCAGAGUUAGUCGGCCAGGAUACGCUAUUAGAAUCAAAGAUAAAACUCAUGGUCCUUGUUUUGGCGAUAAAGAUUUAUGGAUGAAGAAUAAUUUUAAUGCUUAUGAUAGUUGUUCCAGUGAUAAAGAUGAUUAUACUGAUAGAGUUACUACGUUAAGCAAAUUCUGGGUACUUGAAUAUGAAGUUUUUCAAGUAAUAAGGAAGUAA